AUGUCGCUCCGGCGCCCCCGUUCUCUCCUCCUCGUCGCUCUUUUAUCUCUAUUUGCCGCAGGAGUCUAUGCUACAGCUUCCGCCAAGUCGACCGCCGGAGGGGUGCCUGUGGAAGAUAUCCUCAAACUGUCUGUUUCCGAAUCCGCGAUCCACUCCGAAUGCGCCCCGAUCCAGAAGCUCAGCCUUCUCAAGGCGACAUUAGAAGCCGGCGAGUCGCCCGUCAUGCGCAAGGUCUUCAGCUGGCUCUUCCCGUUCGGGCCUGCGUGGAACUCUAUUCUCGGGACGUUCUACAUCAGCUCAGUGCCCAACUUCAUCCUUGCGUUCAUCCCUGCCGAGAUAAACGCGAACACAUUGAAUACGAUGACUGCGUUCGCCACCGGCGGCCUGCUGUCGGAUGUAUUCCUGCAUCUCGUUCCGCACUCUUUCAUGGGCGAACACCAAGGCUCGGGGGUUCAUUUCGUCAUGGUUGAGGAGAAGCGGAAUAUCCUUGUCGGGCUUGGGAUUUUCGUAGGAUUUGCAGCGUUCUUCUUCAUGGAAAAGACCUUGCGCGUCCUGAGCGGAGACGAAGAUGACGCCGGACACUCUCAUUCACAUCCACAUUCUCACUCCCACACCACCUCCACACACGUUGAACCCGAAGUCAGCAAGAGCUCAGGACGCGAUGAUACGUCCAGCACACAGAACGGCCUUCGCAGCAGGAAGACUAACGAUGAAGAUACCCAAGCUAAUGCUAAUGGCCCUUCCAGCGAACCGGCAGACUCGCAGUCGACGAACGGUCCUUCGAAGUUAUCUGCAUACCUUAAUUUAUUCGGAGACUUUGUUCAUAAUAUUACUGAUGGCCUCGCCAUGGCGGCCUCCUUCUACGCGUCCCCCCUCAUCGGUGCCACGACAACUCUAGCCUGCUUCGCCCAUGAGAUCCCGCACGAAAUUGCCGAUUACUGUAUCCUCAUUCGGAGCGGGUUCACGAAAAGGCAGGCAAUGCAGUCGCAGUUCUUGACAGCCAUUGGCGCAUUUGUUGGAACAUUUAUCGGAAUUGCGGUGCACAAUGCUGCCGCCAGCAGCAGCACGCACGAAACUCCAUUGGCACUCGACCUUGCAGCAGGUGUCCGCCAGGACGCUACCGGCCUGCUCGGCACGACGCUGCAGCUAUCUGACCUUGUUAUACCCUUUGUUGCGGGCGGCUUCCUUUACAUCGGAGCCGUAGCCGUGCUACCAACGUUGCUCGCCGAGAGCAAGAGCGCGAAGCAGGCGAUGCGCGAGGCAAGUGUUUUCCCAGACUUUGCGGCGAUGGGCUUUGGUGUCGUGUGCAUGCUGCUGGUCGCGUGGAACGAGUAG
Cyclocybe aegerita is the source of this 1335-nucleotide messenger RNA. The record is from the annotation of a GenBank genome assembly. Lineage: Eukaryota; Fungi; Basidiomycota; Agaricomycetes; Agaricales; Hemipholiotaceae.